AUGGAGGCAGAGGAAGCUCAGGCGCAGAAGGAGGAGGCGGACGAGGAAGCCGAGGAAGCUCGGGUGGAGAGGGAGGAGGCGGUGGGGGCAAAGGAGGCGGUGGAGGGACAGGAGGCGGUGGAGGCAGUGAGGGCCGAUGAAGCACAGGAGGCAGUGGAGGCGCAGGAGCCACAGGAGGCAAUGGCAGAGGCAGUUGAGGACAAGUCCGAGGAGGAGAUGGAAGAAGUGGCGGAGGAAGUAAAGGAGGGCAAAGAGACCCCAGCACACGCAGAGAUGUUAGGUUCGGAGAGUGCCCGAAGUACACGCAAGGUCGAUCAGAUCUCCUUUCACUUGGAAGACCGGGAAGGCACCUCGAGCUCAGAAGAGUCAGAGGCGUCGCACGGUGCCCCGAAAUCCGCGCCCCGCCAUCCCAGCCAUCGCCCACAUCACCUGGGCUCUCGCCAGGCCUCGCAGAGGGUCCCGGUCCCAUCUCCGGAAUCUCCAGACGAAGGAAAGAAGGCUGUGGAGGGAGCCUCGGAGACAGAUGACAUCAGGAUUGGGCCACGAAAGCGCAAGAAGCCCAAGAAGGCGAAGCCGAAGCCCGUGGUCAAGACGAGAAUUGAGAUUCUCCCACCGGCCGACUUGGACUGGACUAUGGAGGACUUGAACGCAGAUGAGCUGACACUUCUGACCUCGGUCAUCGACGAGGAUGAGCCCUACAACAGCCACCAAAGUGUCAGCCAUGAUCCUGCGAAAGAGCGCGCCCUGGCUGAAAAUCAGGGCAUUUGCAUGCCAGGAAUCCCUUCCAGAUCCAGUGGUGUCCCGUGGGACAUGAGUGAGGCCUUUGGAGGUCUGUCUUCGGCCUGGACGACGCGUCUUCCGCAGCCAGUGUUCCACGAGCGCUACAGCUGCCACAGCUGCUGCCGAAGUCGGGACCUGACUCCCCACAGGCCAGGGCACUUUUGCGACUUCGCGUGGCAUCACAUCCCGCUACGAACACUUGUAACCAUCUGCUCUGUCACGCUGCAGACCCCUUCGAAGCACAAGCACUUGGCACAUUUGGUAGCAGCUGGGCGCUGA
Symbiodinium natans is the source of this 1059-nucleotide messenger RNA. The record is from the annotation of a GenBank genome assembly. Lineage: Eukaryota; Dinophyceae; Suessiales; Symbiodiniaceae.